This is a messenger RNA of Paramuricea clavata, 331 nucleotides long. Lineage: Eukaryota; Metazoa; Cnidaria; Anthozoa; Malacalcyonacea; Plexauridae. The record is from the annotation of a GenBank genome assembly.
CGUUUCGGUUGUGACAAGCAACUAAAUGGAAAUGAAUUUGAUCGUUGUGGUGUGUGUGCUGGAGAUGGGUCAAUCUGUGAGCCAAGAAUUAUCAACUACACAAAGCUUCAUUCGAGCUGGGGUAUCAUGCGACCAUUUGCAUUACUUGUCGAUUAUUUGUACAGUUAUUAUAGUAUAGUAAUUGAUUACCCUCAUAUUCCUAUAGAAAAGUAGUGGUGAUGUAGAUAUUUGAUCAUUGUAGGAUUUGAUAACGCGGAUACAAUGAUGAUUUUAAAGAAAGGUUACAGCAAUGUCCACGCUAAAAUGAAUGGAGCGAAUUGGAAUACGAUAG